UUUCUUUAAAAUACCUAACCUAGUAAUCAAAUCACAUUCAUCUUUCCUACACUUCGCGCAUCAAACAUUCCCAUCCCUCAGCUUGAGCAGCAUAUUCCACCCUGCCAACUGACCCGCGGCUCAUUUUCUUCUACCAAAUUACAUUCAUACAACUUUGUUCUUCCAAGUGCUGCUGCAGCCUGCACCGAACUGCAUGAAGUCUCUCGCCACCUUCCAAGGUUUCAAGGCUUUAUGAUAUUUGCAUCCAUUUGGCAGAACUUGACACGCUUGUUUUUGGUCCGCCUGGCGCGAACUUGUGCAUAUCACUUCGCAUCCUCAUAGGUGUCUUUUCUCGUCGCGUAUUCUCUCAUCUUCAUGCGCAUUACUACAUCGUCAAAGUCGUUCUCUGUCCACACUUUGUUGUGCUCCAAGGCGACCUACUCACUGUAGCAUACUAUUAUUUCAUGUUCAUUAUCUUUCCAGUUGGUUACUUGUAAUCCAAUUAGGAAAAAUAUGAUCUGAGUAUUUCUUCGACAUGGCCGAUUAUCGUAGACCGACCUCUCGGGCCUCUCGGCCUUCCCGGCCCUCCCGCGCUCCGCUAGGUGAUGCCACUUCUCGCAUAAACAAUACAUCAUCGACGCAUUCAACCAAACAAACUCAAGUUCAGGCUCAGGCUCCCCAACCUAACCCUCUGAGAGCUCACCCCACCAAUUCGGCGCGUCAACAUACCAGCUUAGACGCAAGCGCUACUUCAAAGCAUGACAACCCGCGAGCGCCUGCUAAGACCAAGUCUCGCGCUCCGAUCAUUCUGCAGAACCCCACAGACAACAAGCGCAACUCCCAAGCUUCAACAAUUACGGUGACAACCUCUAACGGCGAGCGCCGUAAAACCCAUAUUGGGCCCUGGAAGCUCGGAAAGACUUUGGGCAACGGUUCGGCUGCUCGGGUUCGGUUGGUUAGACACAAUGUUACCAAUCAGUUAGCCGCCGUAAAGAUCCUCUCAAGGAACGGCAAUCCGAUGAUGCAGCCGGGAAGCAUAGCCGCUCUCGACAGAUGGGAUCGCACCCGCGCUGAGUUCAAGUCGGAGAAUCGCAUUCCCUUCGUGAUCGAAAGGGAAGUAGCUAUCAUGAAGCUUAUCGAACACCCGAAUAUAGUGAAGCUUUAUGAUAUUUGGGAAAACCGAUCGGAAAUUUACCUUGUCCUCGAGUACGUAGAGCAAGGGGACCUCUACAGCUACCUUACUAGAGCUGGCCCUCUAGCUGAAGAUGAGACAAUGUACUUCUUCCGGCAGAUACUCGACGCUUUGGAAUAUGUCCACUCUUUCAACAUAUGCCACCGUGAUCUGAAGCCGGAGAACAUUCUUCUCACCAAGGACUACCGGAUCAAGGUCACCGACUUCGGCAUGUCGGCUAUGCAUCAAGGACCUAAUCACCUACUGAAGACGGCCUGUGGAAGCCCGCAUUACGCUGCUCCUGAACUUAUGAACCGAAGCUACUAUCGAGGUGACAAGACUGAUCUGUGGAGCCUUGGAGUCAUACUGUAUGCUUGCAUGUGCAACGUUCACCCUUUCGAGGACGACAAUGUUCAUCAACUGCUGGCGAAAAUCAAAAGAGGCCAGUAUCAUGUGCCUUCUUUCAUCGGCCGUGAAGCCCGGAACCUGAUCGGGAGACUAUUGACAGUAAACCCAGACCAGCGCAUAUCCAUACGAGAGAUUUGGCAGCACCCUUUACUUCGUCGGUAUGAUUAUCUAGAUAACCUGAAUAAAGGGGACCGUGCACAUGUCUAUUCACGGGAUACUCGGUAUGAUCCGGUACCAGUUGAGGAGCUCGAUAUGCAGACUUUGAGACAAUUGAAGUCUGUGUGGCAUACGUUUGACGAAAAGCAACUAGCAUCAAAACUAGUGAGCCCCGAGCCCAAUGAGUUCAAGACGUUUUAUUGGCUCCUUUACAGUUACAGGGAAAAGAGACUGGAGAACUACGGGAAUGAAUUGACGCAUUCCGCAAGCGACUACCAUCACUUGCAGCCUCCAAACUGGACAAAAAAGUACACAACCCUAGACUUCCCUGCCAAGAAUGGACGAUCUAUGUCGCGCUUCACCGUCAUCUCUAAUAUUGCGACUGAUGAGAAUGGCGAGCCUCUCGAGAGAGCUUCUACAGAUUGCGGUUCUACCAUUCAAAGUUACGAUCCGUAUAAAUCAUCCCGUAUUCUGGACGAUGUAGUGGCCAGUCAGGCAAAGAUUGUCGUCCACCGCAAUGGUACUACGUCUACUCGGAACUCCCAAGCUCCAAGCGUACGUAGUAGGUCAGUCAGAACCAACUCUACAUAUUCACGACGUGGUACAGGUGGGAAGCACGCAAAAGCCCACCCUACUCUACGUGGCUCACGGCGUUCUUUGAAUUCGAUCCAAAGUGGCGAGGAGAUUUCUUACAAACGGUCAGCUUCGCGUCGCAAGCGUGGGGUCGACUUCUCGCGGGCUCAUAAGCAAUUGGCCAGUCAGAGCGAUAUAGAAAGUAGCCGCACCAAUAUCAUGGUACACAGCACACCGAAUGAGCAAAUGCCUUCAACCCCUACCGGUCCUAAGAAGAGGAAUAGGCUAUCGAAGAACCGUGAGGGAAUUCGAUCAGGCACACAACCCCACGAAGGUUCCAAGACUAAAGACGAAGGCUUAUGCUGGAACGAAGAGCUACGCCACUUCAGCAAUACUAUUGCGAAGGACUGCGACGAGGCCUUCAACAGUACCCUGCUAAGUCGAGAGUCAUACCUGGGCGAGUCUUCGUUACCAGAGACACAAACUAUCUUGACUUCCACCAGCACACCUACCCCAAUCUCUCAAGUAACUGGAGAAAUAAGAGGUAACGCACAGCCACGAGAAUCCUGGCCACUACCUACGACUUCGAAAGGGUUAGACAUCCGUGGGUAUGCAACGCUGAAGACCGACCGAGUCCAGGAGAGUAUGCCCGAAUCUGCAGGAGAGGUAAACAAGAUUGAUUCCCAAUUCAAGCGACUUGGUCAGUCUGUUAGACCCUUUGAGCAGGUAGGAGCAGAGCGUAGAAUCGUAUCGGCUCCAAUCUACUCGCAGUACAGCACGCAAUGGGGUAAAGAUAGAAUACCCUUACCAGCUAUUAACGAGGGUGUAAAGGAAGAUGACUCGUUUGGAGAUGGGGAUAAGAUGAGAGUUGUUUCCGCACCUGCAGAAGUCUCGUCGGCUCAUUAUGCGCCAGCUGAGGAAGGGGCUGAGUUGGAAAAUUUGGCCCAAACUGUGGACACGAUACGCCUGGUCGAUUCUCCAUCUAAUCGGCCACAUAAAAUCGUGGUUCCCACCUUUCCUAACAACCGCAAGGAGUUGUCUAAUAUCGUGAAGGAGAUUCCACAGGCGCGACAAGGACUUACUCUCCGCGAGCAAUAUGUAGAAGAUGAAAUGAAAGCGCCGAACACCAACGAGUCCACCAUGCCGACUGGACCAGCUAGAACAGAUUCUACGUCCACGAUUAAGAAGAAAUCUUCCUGGUUCAAGCGCAGCUCUAAAGAGAAACCUGAAUCAGCCGAUGGCUCGACUUGCGGGAACAUUGAUGGUCCCGACCACGCAGAAACCAAUUCAUCGGCUCCUGCAAUUGCACCGCCAACGAAGAAGAGGAGCUUUCCCUUCGCUUUCUGGCGUGGAAACAAAGAGCAACCUCAGUUUAAAGUCUCGCUUGCAGGUCCCGAGAUCGAGGAUCAUUCUAACCCUGAGACUCCUCGAGCAUCCAGUCGUUCAUCUCAUCGACUACAGACCAAGGCGUCGCAAGAGAAACCCUCUGGAAACCGCAACAUUGAACCGCAGCAGAAUUGGUUGGCUCGCCUGUUCCGAGUUAAGCCAGCAACUAGAUAUCUUUGCUUCUCUAUUCCCCGUCACCGUGUAAGACAAGAAAUCGUCUUUUUGCUGAGGGAGUGGCGUCGCCACGGCAUGAGGGACGUUGUGGUUGACAAGGAACGUAACCUUGUCUUUGCACGAGUUGCUAACAAAAAUGAUCUCGACUUGAAGGAAGCUUCAUUUGCAGCAGAGAUCAUGACUGUCAUCGAACACGGCAGACGUAAUCAGCUCUGCAUUGUUCGAUUCACACAAGAACGUGGGGCAGCUUCUACUUUCAAUAAGGUGAUAGAUACUAUGGACGACAUCUUCCUUGCACGAGGUCUACUCAUCGUCGACAAGUACAAGAUCAAGAUGAUGAUCAAGACACUCAACUCGUGACAUUAACUUGCUAAUAAAAAAAAAAGUUUUUGGUCCCUAUUAGGGAUAUGAAUGCGCAUCAACUUGAAGGAGUUUCAGGCGACACCGGUGUUAUAAUGGGAGGCAUUCUUCUCUUUUACAUCCUUGGCAUUUGUUGAUGAAUAGCUUGGAUGCUUUGGGAACAAAUUCCUGGAAUACGCAACUGUGAGGAAUCUGGAUACGGCAGUGUUACCUAUACUAUGCCAGAAAACAGAAAACCUCCAGACUGUAUGAUCCUGAUUAUUUCUUUUUCUUUUCCUUUCUUUUUCAUCCGCCCUUCUUUCCUCUUUUCUAUAUGAGAUGGGGAGAGGCGAUGAUGUUGACGGUUGAAGAUGGGUUACCAAUGAGUGGACUCUUCCUUAUGCUGCAAAAAAAAUACGGUACUGGUUGUACUUAUAAUCAUGGCUCUGGUUGGAACAAAAUCUGCUUCAUAACUCAUAAUCCGCAUCAGUCAUUUUUUUAGGUACUGCAUUGCGACUUUUUUUUUAUUAGCUAUGGUUUGUUUCGAUUCGAUUCUGACA
This is a messenger RNA of Daldinia caldariorum, 4746 nucleotides long. RefSeq names its product Pkinase-domain-containing protein. Gene Ontology annotation, cellular component: cytoplasm. Gene Ontology annotation, biological process: protein phosphorylation; intracellular signal transduction. The record is from RefSeq and is a predicted model, not a curated record. The transcript has 5 exons. NCBI's taxonomy places the organism in Eukaryota, Fungi, Ascomycota, Sordariomycetes, Xylariales, Hypoxylaceae. Gene Ontology annotation, molecular function: ATP binding; protein serine/threonine kinase activity. Bases 515 to 4207 code for a protein of 1230 amino acids.